Molecule: messenger RNA, 2880 nt
Organism: Thamnophis sirtalis
Lineage: Eukaryota; Metazoa; Chordata; Lepidosauria; Squamata; Natricidae
Source: RefSeq, a predicted model, not a curated record
GUAUAAUUAAAAUUGCAUUUGUGCUCUAUAAAGUAUUAUAUGGACACGUUUGCACUAAGGGUUAUAAUUAUUCCACCAACCAAAUGCUGAAAUUGUUUCGUUUUGAAGUUUUCUAUAAAUGAGGAAAUGCAUGUGAAUGAGUGACCAGCAGCAUAUAAUAACAGCUUCCAGAAAGUAAGGGUGCUUUUAUACCUGAUUAAUGCAGUGGAUACUUAAUGUAUGAUUUUUGACAUUUGAAUAAGGUUUUUUUUUCCUACAGUAGAUGAAAAAAGGGUGUGGAUUUGAGGAAUCAGGUCAAUUUCACAGGAAUGGUUUAUAAGAUUUCAAUUUUUUUAAAGUUUAUAUUGCAGAUGGACAUUUUAUAUUUUUUUAAUCGAGUAGCUAUAUUUUAGUACUUAUUUGUAGGUUUGGAAUUACCAUUUCUAAUAACACUCAAAAUAUGUACAGAUAUUUUGUUUUGCCACAACUAAUGUAUAUGAGGGCUGGCUAUGUAUUUUUUUGCACAGUUGCAUGGAGAUAGAUUGCUCUAGAAGUUUAAAACUUCAAUAAUACGCUUCAUGCAAACUUACUUUUUCAGUUCUAGUAUUGCAGUUCCACACUUAUAUAAAAUGCUUACAUAAGAAUUAUGACUAAUCAUAAAACUAUUGGUGACAUUUUUUUCUGUUCUAUGAUUCAUUGUUUGUAUAUGUUGUACUAUCUUGGGGUGGGGGACUUUGUAUAGCUGCUGAAAAAAAAUUAUAUAAUGACUGAACAACAUAGUAAAGUUUAUAAAUAUAUCCAGGGUGAGUUUGUUUGUUUUAGCUGUACCAUAUCGGGUUGAAAGCAGAAAAAUACCGUCACUUUCUCUUGAUGCUUUUCCUGACUGAAACACAAAGACUUAUUCAACCUUACAAUUAGCAACUGGUUCUUUCAGAGAAUGCCACACAGAUUGCAUAAAUCUGCACACAUUUAUGUUAAAUAAAGACAGCGAAGACACUUCCCUAAGGUCAAAGAAUUUCCUGGGUUUGUAGUAGCAGCAGCCACCACCCAAGCAAAAUGACAAGCAAGAAGAUCAGCCUUCCAGCAAAAUUAAUCAAUGGAGGUAUAGCUGGCCUUGUGGGGGUAACUUGUGUGUUCCCUAUUGAUUUGGCCAAAACCCGUCUCCAGAAUCAGCAAGGACGAGCAGUCUACACAGGCAUGCAAGAUUGUUUGGUGAAGACAAUACGCUCAGAAGGGUUGUUUGGCAUUUAUAGAGGGGCUGCUGUAAACCUCACUCUUGUCACUCCUGAAAAGGCGAUCAAGUUGGCAGCCAAUGAUUUCUUCCGACAGUUGCUCUCCGUGGAUGGAAAAGAAUUGUCCUUGGCCAGGGAAAUGCUGGCUGGCUGCGGAGCUGGGACAUGCCAGGUGGUGGUCACAUCCCCGAUGGAAAUGUUGAAAAUUCAGCUUCAGGAUGCUGGGCGGCUAGCUGCUCAUCAGCAGAAAGCCCUGGGGCUGGAGAAAACAGCUGCUGCCUCUUCUCAUCCGCCACAAGGACAGCCUUACACCACUGGAACUCUGGCGGCCUCCAAACGCCCUUCUGCCACUAGGAUUGCAAGUGAACUGCUGCGCACUCAGGGGAUAGCAGGCCUGUAUAAAGGGCUUGGGGCCACCCUACUCAGGGAUGUCCCUUUUUCCAUCAUUUAUUUUCCACUCUUUGCCAACCUUAACAAGUUGGGACAAAAGACCUCUGAAGAAAAAGCAUCUUUCUUUCAUUCAUUUCUGUCUGGCUGUGCGGCGGGAUCUCUGGCUGCAGUUGCGGUAACACCAUUGGAUGUUCUAAAAACUCGCAUUCAAACUCUGCAGAAAGGACUGGGAGAAGAUACCUACAAUGGAAUCAUUGACUGUGCCAGGAAGAUCUGGAUUCAUGAGGGUCCUUCCGCUUUUAUGAAAGGAGCAGGAUGUCGUGCCCUGGUGAUCGCUCCCCUCUUUGGCAUCGCCCAAGGGGUCUAUUUCAUUGGCAUUGGAGAAUGGAUCAUGAGCUUUUUCCAAUAAUACCAUCUUGCAAUUGAAGAAGACUCUGGAUUAAAUUUGCACAAAUUGCAAAUCAUCACUUGAAAAUCAACAGAACAGAACCAUCUUGUGAGCAUUUUUGGGGAUCGUAAACCACCAUCCAUGGAAGAUGGCCUAGAUGGAAUACCAAUCCCAGUGUUCACCUUUGCUUCUUUUUGUAUUCAGCAGAUGACUUUCAGCAAACUAGAAUAUAGACGCUGUGCUUCUAAAGACCACACAUUCUGGGUAAAUCUUCAUUGGAUUAAUUACAUCUGAUAGAGCAUUCUUUGAUUGAAAGAAUAUUUGAAAACUAUAGUAUCCGUAAAAACAACUGAAAUAGCAAAUACAAUACAGGUAGCAUUCAAUUUAAGACCUACCCAUUACAGUUGCAAGUAGUGACAGCUCAUAAAUGAUAUGGCCUUGCUUAAUAACUUCCACUAUCUGCUUGCCUUAAUGAGGCCAUUAAAUGAAUGCAUGAGUUGUUAAGCAGAGCACGGGGUACCUCGGAGGGAGGGGGAGACCCAGGACAGGUCCAGGCCUACCUGCCUAGGCUUCCCAAGCCGCCACUACCCCAAGGCAUCCCAUGUUCUGAUUCUUGGGGUCCCGGCAGGCCUUUGCUUCUCACCCAAAGGGGCAUAAGAUGGCUACUGGCAUGCAGGGGCUCUGAGGCCUUAUAGGCCGAGGCUUUCUUUUCACUCAGCCACCCAAGGAAUUUGGACUCUGCCUGUUCCUCAGCCACCUCCAAGGCCCAGCAGCACCCAAGUUAUCUUUUUUUUUAUUGCAAAGGCUCCCAGCUGAGGUGAUGCAAGGAUCAGUUUUCCUACAGAGGCUGUCCCAAGACAACCUUGGGCUAUUGUAUUCUGCAAGCAGGCA